GCGGGCAGGGCGGGGGCCGGGGCCGGGGGCGGGGCGGGGGCCGGGGCCGUGCCUGUCCCGGCGGCGGGGCCGGGCCGGGAUGCGGCGGGGCCGGGAUGCGGCGGGGCCGGCACCGGGCACGAUGCGCGGCGGGGCGCUGGCGCUGCUCUGCGCCCUGUCCCUGUGCCCGGCGGCCCCCGAGCCGGGCUCCGGGCUGGACUCAGAUGAGGUGAACCUGCUGGACAAAAUCACUCUCCAUGCCCAGGACCUCAGCAAUGUUUCCUUUGGCUACGACCACAGCAAGUGCAGGAUCCUGGAGAUCGGGCAGUAUGCAACCCUCAACAUUCCCACCAGGGAGGCCUUUGGGGACAGGUUUGCAGACGAGCUGAGCGUGCUGCUGAAGCUCAGGUACUCCCUGAAGGAGGACACCAGCCUGGUGACCAUCCUCAGCCACCGCAGCCACGUGCUCUUCCAGAUCAGGAUUAACCCCUACGCCCUGGUCUUCGUCACCACGAGGAGGAGACACUACGAGUUCCCAGUGUCCUUCCUGGGCGAUGGGCAGUGGCACCAAGUGGCUCUCAGCAUCUCCCUGGAGAGGCUGGAGCUGCACGUGGACUGUCGGCUGGUGGACAGAGUCAGCUGGUCCAACUAUUUUGGGAUGGGAGUGAACACUGAGGGGCUGAUCAUCAUCGGAGGCCUCAUCGAGUCCUUCGAGAUCCCCUUUAAGGGCGCUCUCCAACAGCUGACCUUCGUGAUGGGGGACCCAGCAGCUGCUGCUGAGCAGUGCCACAGCUACAACUCAACCUGCCCAGGCUCCUUCAGCCUCCACAGGGCCCCCUGGGAGCUCCCAACAGCCUGGCCAGAGGUGCCAAAGGAAACCAAUGAAAUCCAGGAUUCAUCUACUCAGGACUCCAGACUCACCAGUUCAGAUUUGGCCCCAGGGCCACCUUGGCCGUGGGAGGACACUCAGAGGACCCUCAACCUCCAGCCUGAUGGGAGUGCCCUGGCUUCCCUCUCUGCUCACGAGAUGCCAUCAGCUGAGGAGGAGGAGGGCAGCCUUUCCAUUGAGGAUGAAGGCUUUGAGCUGCUGAACUCCACCUACAAUAAAAUCACCGGCCCCGGCAGGCCAGCGCUCAGGAGAAGCUCAGGAGCCUCCAUCAAACCCCCCCGAGCGGCCAAGAAGGAGCGUGGCUCUGAGCCCCACGAGGAGAAUGUCACCACGGAGAAGCUGUCGGGGGACGCGGGCACGCGGCAGCUCCCGCCCGGCAAACGCCGCCCGGAGCCCUUCCCCAAGGUGUCCCCAGCUGCUCCCAAAGGAAACGUCCCCAAAGGUCCCCUGAGGGCAGGGGCACUGCUGGGUGGCCCGGAGCCUCCUCUUGGAGCAGGACAUCCCGGACCGUGGGUGGCACGUGCACACCAGGGCUGUGUGAAGCCGGGACCACCGGGGCUGCCGGGACCUCCGGGGCUGCCGGGCUGUCCUGGCCGACGGGGGCUGGUGGGACCCAAAGGAGACAAAGGAUACCCGGGGGCCAUGGGGAGGACGGGCCCCCCAGGUGACCCUGGCCCUGCUGGCACCCCUGGUGUCCCCACCAUCGUGCUCUGGAGGAACUCCAGGGAGGACUGGCAGUCGUUCAUGCAAUCAUCAUUUUACCAACUCCUGCACGCGGGCUGGCCGAGAAAACCUGGAGCUCCUGGACCCCCAGGACAUCCUGGGAAAACAGGAGCACCUGGACCCUGCGGAGCACCGGGAGAGCCGGGGGAGAAAGGCCAGCGGGGGUACACGGGGGAACCCGGGCUCCAGGGCUUGCCAGGACGUGUGGGACACCCCGGCUCUGAUGGUUUCCCUGGCUUGGAUGGCAAACCUGGGCCCUGGGGGCUGCCAGGGGAGCAGGGCCUCCAGGGCUUCCAGGGUGACCGAGGGCUGGCUGGGGACAAGGGAGAAGAGGGUUUCUUGGGAGACCCUGGACCAGCUGGGGACAAAGGAGAGAAGGGAGUGAAGGGGGUGAAGGGAGAGAAUGGGCUGCCAGGUCCUGCAGGGCUCCAGGGGUUGGCAGGGCUGAAGGGUGCCAUGGGCUUGCAGGGCCCUGCAGGGCCGGAGGGAGAAGCUGGCUCAGUGGGUGCCCCAGGCCCUGCUGGUCCCAUGGGAGAGCCCGGCCAGCCAGGAUCCGUGGGGUGCCGAGGCAUCAAUGGCUCUCAGGGGGAAUUGGGCCCUCCUGGGAUGGCCGGGCCUCGUGGCCCCAGGGGACCCCAUGGCUUGCAGGGCAGGCGUGGUCCCCCUGGCCCCAGGGGCUCUCCGGGUCCAGCAGGGCUGGAGGGAUCCUCUGGUCCCAAAGGAGACACAGGUACAGCCGGUGCCCCUGGGGUGAGGGGACAGCUGGGACAGCAGGGCCCUGGGGGUUUUCUUGGCCUGCCAGGUGCAAAAGGCACCCAAGGAGAGCAGGGCUGCCGAGGUCCGGGAGGAGCCAAGGGAGAUUUGGGAGCCAAAGGAGGCAAGGGCCCACGAGGAGCACAAGGAGCAAAAGGCCCUCCAGGAGCCCGGGGCCAGGGGGGCUUGCAGGGCUUCCCCGGCCCCCGAGGGGCUGCAGGGCCACGGGGACCUGACGGGGAAGAAGGUCAGAUUGGCCCUGCAGGGCUAAACAGCAGCGAGGGACCCAAGGGAUGCCAAGGACCUGAUGGCCCCAAGGGAACCCCAGGACCACGGGGAGCCCGGGGCCGUGUGGGGCAGCGUGGGCUGGUUGGAGUGCCUGGACUGCCUGGCUCGCGGGGUGUGCCGGGAGCGGAGGGCGCAGAAGGAAAGCCUGGUACACAGGGCCACCCAGGGAUCGUGGGCAGCCCAGGCAGGAGGGGACCACUGGGAUUUGCUGGUUUGCCGGGGGGCCGUGGGCACGCUGGAACUCCUGGAUCAACAGGCUCUCCAGGAAAGCCUGGACCUGAUGGAGACCCGGGUUGCUUGGGCCCAAAGGGGCUGCCUGGGAAGCCCGGCUUGGAGGGGCCCCAAGGACCCGUGGGCACCUAUGGCUAUCCAGGACCUGCUGGAGACCGCGGGAGGUUGGGACGCAGGGGAGACAAGGGAGAAAGGGGAGCUCAAGGUCCACCAGGAUUUCCAGGAAAAGCUGGUCCAAAGGCUCUGCCAGGUCCCCCUGGUCCUCGUGGUGCUCCAGGCUCCCAGGGCAGAACAGGUGACCCAGGUCCUCGAGGGCUCCCAGGGCUGCCUGGUGUUCCUGGCACAAGAGGGCUGGAUGGCGUGCCCGGGAAGCCUGGUUCAGCUGGAGAAAGAGGCGCCCCUGGAGCAGCUGGGGCUGCUGGCCCGCCUGGCUACCCGGGCCAGGAAGGUCCAAAUGGACGUGAAGGACCUGCAGGGAUGAGAGGAGAGAAGGGUGAGGUGGGAGAUCCCGGGGCAGCCGGAGUCCGCGGGCUGGAUGGGGAGCAGGGACCACCAGGACUGCUGGGAGCAGAGGGCCAGCCGGGGCCCAAGGGUGAGCAGGGAGAGCCAGGAACCCGUGGAGCUCCGGGCAUCAGAGGGAGCCCUGGGGAGCCAGGGGACGAGGGGACAGAGGGGCCACCAGGACGGCCUGGGAAGCAAGGCAAGGAGGGUGACACUGGUGACACUGGGGACCCGGGCGAGCCAGGACUGCGGGGACGGAAGGGCAAUGCUGGCCCCAGGGGCCUUCCUGGAAUUCCAGGUCCAGGAGCUGCCACAGGUGGAAUUGGAGGCAAAGGCCAGAAGGGAGAGAAGGGCCGAGAAGGUUUGCUGGGCCAGGGCGGUGUCACCGGAGCUGCAGGACCUGCUGGAGCCAGAGGAUGGUUUGGGGGGACAGGACUCCGAGGUCCUCCUGGGCUCGACGGUCCUGAGGGACAGAAGGGAGAUCCAGGGCCACGGGGCGUGGAUGGACCUGCUGGGGCUGCAGGAGUCGAGGGACAGGCUGGAGAUGAUGGAGCGAAGGGAGAUGGUGGCAAGCCUGGCCCGGUGGGCUCGCAGGGGGCUCGGGGACUGGCAGGUGCCCCUGGGCUCCGGGGCUACCCCGGCCAUGAGGGAGCCAGAGGAGUGGUGGGCACCAAGGGACAGCCAGGCCGGCAGGGGACUCUUGGGCCACCGGGUGAAGCUGGAGCAACCGGGCUGAGUGGCACGGAGGGCCUGGUGGGUGCAAAAGGGGAGCCAGGCGAGCCGGGAAAACCAGGACCAAUGGGGUCUCCUGGACAAGCUGGUCCUAAAGGACGGAAAGGCCGCAAAGGAGAUAAGGGCGACGUGGGGCAGGAAGGGGACAAAGGGCUCCCAGGAGAAGCUGGCAGACGGGGCAAGCGAGGCAAGAUGGGCCAGCAGCCCCCACGGGGUCCCAGGGGACACAAGGGCUACCCAGGUGACAAAGGACUUCCAGGACCCCAGGGCCCCCAGGGACCCUAUGGCAUCCCAGGGCUGAAGGGCAUCAAAGGAGACCCUGGACCAAAAGGACACAAGGGUGAGAAGGGCAGCAAGGGUGACCUGGGCCAGCGAGGGGACGAUGGCUUCAAGGGCAAGCCAGGACCCCAUGGUGUCCCUGGGAGACCAGGACCCAAGGGAAAGCAGGGUGACACUGGCCCCCCUGGCCCACAGGGACACCCUGGAAUUCCCGGGACACCGGGCUUGUCAGGACCCAAAGGGCUGAGAGGCUUCCCGGGCCUGCCGGGCCCCAGGGGCACACCGGGAAUGCCGGGUCUGGCUGGCCCCCCUGGUCCCAGCGGGCCUGCAGUGAUGCUGUCCCAGGAGGAGCUGCAGCACCUCAUUUAUUCCUCCAACCACCUGAAUUACACCGUGGUCUGGGCUCUGCUGGACACCCUGAGCCGGGAGCUCCAAGCGCUCGUGGAGCAUCCCAAUGGCACCAAAACCAACCCAGCCACCACCUGCAAGGAGCUGCUGCUGGCUCACCCCGGCCUGCCCGACGGGCAAUACUACAUCGACCCCAACCAGGGCAGCCCCCAGGACGCGCUGAGGGCCUUCUGCAACUUCACAGCUGGGGGGGAGACCUGCAUCGCCCCCGUCCACAACCAGGUCCCCAUCAAGGCUUGGCUGAGCACCUACAGCUCUGAGAACACCUUCGAGUGGUUCAGCACCCUGCCCGGGGGCUUCCUGCUGGAGUACGCGGGGGCCAGCCCGGUGCAGCUCCGCUUCCUGCGCCUGCACAGCCACCGCGCCGCACAGAAGGUCUCGUACUCCUGCACACCGGCCCCGGAGCGCGGCCGGCCCCAGCCCGACAAGGAAAUCCGCUUCCUGGCCGACUCCCGGGAUCGCAGCUACGCAGCCAGCCUGCGGGGCUGCCUGCUGGACAACGAGUCCUCCAUCACCGACACCAUCUUCCAGUUCAGCACGGAGGAGCUGUGGCUGCUGCCCCUGCGGGACCUGGCUGUCUUCCACAACGGCGACGCCUCGCACCAGUUUGGUUUCACAGUCGGACCAGUUUGCUUCAGCUGAAAGUGGCGCCACCCAAACCGAGCCAGCCAGUUCUGUCCCCACCCAAGAGCCAUCCCGCUGGGGACAAGUGGAUGCUGGGGCUGGCACAGGGCUCCCACCUGCUCCACAGAGCUGCUGUGCUUGGAGCUGUGUUAUACCCCAGACUCCACCUCCUUCUGGAGUAGAGGAAUAUUGUUUACAAAAGUCACUUCUCUAUAAAUUAUAUAUAUAUUAUAUAUGUAUAUAUUAUAUAUGAGA
This is a messenger RNA of Motacilla alba alba, 5662 nucleotides long. RefSeq names its product collagen alpha-1(I) chain-like. Gene Ontology annotation, molecular function: extracellular matrix structural constituent. Bases 80 to 5425 code for a protein of 1781 amino acids. NCBI's taxonomy places the organism in Eukaryota, Metazoa, Chordata, Aves, Passeriformes, Motacillidae. The transcript is spliced from 69 exons. The record is from RefSeq and is a predicted model, not a curated record.